AUGACCGCGAUGAAAACCGAUUCCCAGGCCACGAAAGCCUCCUUGUACCCCGAGCAAAUCAUUCAAGUGAUUAUACCGGAAACGAUAGAGCCAAUCCAUACCGAAAACCUCUAUCUACGCCGCCUGGAGCUGACAGAUGCCCCGGCCCUGUUUGAAUUUCGACGGCGACAGGAUGUGGCAGACUGGCUCUGGCCCAAAAUUCCCCACAAACAUAUCUCCGAAACAGAAGAUGUUAUCGCCAAGAAGAUAUUUAAGACUCCCGAUGCAUCAGGUGUCACUGGCCGACAGUUUUCUUUUGCUGUCAUCGAAGCAAAUGACCCCUCUCGAAGGGUAAUCGGUGCAGUGACCAUCAAUUCUCUUGUGCCAGCUCCCUCAAUAGGAUAUGGCAUUCAUCCUGAUUUCUGGGGUAGAGGGUACGUGAGCGAAGCAGUGGGUGGGGUCAUUGAUGCUUGGUGGAAACUUCCGAGGAAGGACUUUCAUGCGUUGGAAUCGUCCAGUGAGACGGAGAAGCUAUUUGCUGCAUGUAAUAGGGCAAAUAUAGGAAGUGUGAAGGUCUUGGAAAAGAAUGGGUUCCUGAUACAGAGGGAGAUACCACUGGAGGAUGAUAUGGUUGCAUUAUACGCCCUGGAAAGACCGCAAAGGUAA
This is a messenger RNA of Penicillium macrosclerotiorum, 645 nucleotides long. RefSeq names its product GNAT family N-acetyltransferase. The record is from RefSeq and is a predicted model, not a curated record. Bases 1 to 645 code for a protein of 214 amino acids. Gene Ontology annotation, molecular function: acyltransferase activity, transferring groups other than amino-acyl groups. The transcript is spliced from 2 exons. NCBI's taxonomy places the organism in Eukaryota, Fungi, Ascomycota, Eurotiomycetes, Eurotiales, Aspergillaceae.